Sitophilus oryzae (rice weevil) is the source of this 5130-nucleotide messenger RNA. RefSeq lists its product as uncharacterized. Gene Ontology annotation, molecular function: zinc ion binding; nucleic acid binding. The record is from RefSeq and is a predicted model, not a curated record. The transcript has 2 exons. The coding region runs from base 1 to 5130 and encodes 1709 amino acids. NCBI's taxonomy places the organism in Eukaryota, Metazoa, Arthropoda, Insecta, Coleoptera, Curculionidae. Gene Ontology annotation, biological process: DNA integration.
AUGUCAGACGAGGCGAUUAAAAAACUUAAGCGACAAAGAGGUUCAGUAAAGGCCAAACUCACAAUAUUUUCAAAAUAUAUCAAUGAAUUAUGCGUAAAUAUAAACACAGAAAACGUAAUAAAUGCGGAUGAUUUUCAUCAAUUAGAAACUCGACUUACAUUAUGCGGAAAACUAAUAGACGAAUUUAGUGAAAUUCAAGCGGAAAUAGAAGAAGUAGUAUCAGACGCGGAUUUAGAAGCAGAAUAUAAAGAACGCGAAGCAUUUUCGAAUGAAUAUUUUCACGAAAUUAAUACCGAAAGCGUAGCGGCCAGAGACAGUGUCUUUCACACAAAUGUAAAACUUCCCCCCAUACAAGUGCCUAAGUUCAGUGGCGACUAUGAGACGUGGUUAGAGUUUCGUGAAACCUUUGAAUCAUUAAUUCACACAAAUGAAUCGCUUACUGGCAUUCAGAAGUUUCACUACUUAAAGGUAUCCUUAGCGGGUAAUGCGGCUGAGGUGGUUUCAUCUCUGGAAUUUUCUGCGAACAAUUACGCUGUAGCUUGGGAUCUCUUGUGUGAUAGAUAUAAUAACUCGAGACUUCUGGUUCAAAAUCAUAUAAAAGUGAUAUUUAACAUUCAAGCGUUUUCAAAGGAAUCAUCUAAAACAUUACGUAAUAUAAUAGACACAUUAUCAAAACAUCUUAAAGCUCUCAAACAGUUAAACCAACCUGCUGAGCAUUGGGAUACUCUUAUCAUAUACAUAGUAACAUCCAAAUUAGACACCGGAACGAUUAGGGAUUGGGAAGAAUAUAUUUCAAAGUUAGAUGUCCCAAAACUUAGUGAUCUAAAAUCUUUUCUAAAAUCAAAGGCUGACCUACUUGAAACAAUUGAGUUAAAAGGUAGCGAUACGCGUUAUAAAUCAAACAAAAUAAAUUCAUCAAAGGUGCUCUUAAAUAACGAUACGGAUGAAAACAUCAAUAGUCAAGUUUUAGUUUCUAAUACACAUGCUAACGCGCAUGAUAGUAACGACAAUAAAAUAAUUUGUGUCUUUUGCAAACGUGAAAAUCAUUUUAUUAGAAAUUGUGCUGAUUUCUUAAAACUAUCUCCGACAGAUAGGGUAGAACAAGUAAAAAGGCUUAGAUUGUGUUUAAAUUGCCUACGGUUCGGUCACAAAAACACAGAAUGCAGAUUGUCCAACUGUAGAAAGUGUAAUGGUCGGCACAACACACUUAUUCAUAUAUCUAUCCGAAAUAACACACAAAAUAAUACUGGCACCUCAACUACCUUGUCGAGUUAUAACUUAGGUAGUGUGCUAUUAUCGACCGCUUUGAUUCAAGUUGAAGAUCAAAAUAACAAAACAUAUAUAGUACGGGCCAUUUUAGAUUCCGGUUCGCAAUCAAACUUUAUCAGCAUGGACCUUUGCAAGCGAUUAAAGUUGAAAACGUCAGAAACCGUCAUGUCAGUAGCAGGUAUUAAUAACGCGAUCUCUGAAGUCAAUAAAAAAUGCGAGUUAAAAAUUAAUUCUCAACAUAGUCCAUUCAACGCGAUUAUUACUUGUUUUGUGAUAAAACAUAUCUCUGGAUUGAUGCCAAGUACCCCAGUAGACAUUAAAUCACUAAAAUUACCAGAUAAUAUACUAUUAGCUGAUGCGUCAUUCGAUAAGCCAGGUCCUGUUGACAUCUUGAUCGGGGCUAGUUUAUUCUGGGAACUCUUGCAAAUUGGGCCGUUCAAGUUAGGAUCCAAUCUCCCUGUCUUACAAAAAACCGUAUUUGGGUGGAUUGUAUCUGGUACUAUCGGUCUUCAAAAUCAAAAUAACAAAAUUUAUUGCAAUCUUGCCAAGAACAUUGAUGUACAAACACAGCUCACUAAAUUUUGGGAGUUAGAAGAAUUUGGGGUACAAAAGCAUUGGUCUAGAGAAGAAGAAUUAUGUGAACAACACUUUAAAGCAACUACUACGCGUGAUCCUACCGGUCGUUUUAUUGUUUCUAUUCCUCUUAAAGAUUCUUUAGAGAAGUUAGGAGAAUCUAAAACACAAGCAGAAAAACGUUUUUUAGCAUUAGAAAGAAAGAUGGCACGUAAUCCCGAUUUCAAAAAUGAAUACGUAAAAUUUAUGCGCGAAUACGAGGCAUUGGGUCAUAUGCGAAAAAUCUCCGGAGUAAACGAACCUCUCAUUAGUUACUUCAUGCCUCAUCAUGGGGUAUUUAAACAAGAUAGCUUAACGACAAGACUUAGAGUCGUAUUUGACUGUAGUGCACCUACGACUACAGGAGUUUCUAUGAACAAUUUACAAAUGGUGGGGCCUACGAUACAGAGCGACCUGCUUUCAAUAUUAUUGCGAUUUCGCACAUACACCUUUGUAAUAGCAGCCGAUAUAGCAAAGAUGUAUCGCCAGAUUCUUGUGAAACCUGAUCAACGCUCAUUACAAAGAAUAAUUUGGAGGGAAAACUCUUCUGAUCCAUUAAAUACAUACGAACUUUUAACAGUGACAUACGGUACUAGCAGCGCAGCCUUUCUUGCAGUGCGUUGUCUAGCUCAAUUAGCCAUUGAAUGCGAAAAUGAUUAUCCACUUUGUUCAGAUAUAAUAAAGAAUGACUUCUAUGUAGACGAUGCGCUUUUCGGGGCGGAUUCUGUAGAACAAUUAUCCGAAAUUAGUAUACAAAUAUCAAAAAUAUUACGUUCAGGGGGAUUUGACCUUAGAAAGUGGCAUUCAAAUUCCCAAGAAGUGGUUCAAAACGUUACGUCAGAUACGAAGUCGAAUAUUAGUGUCAUUAAAAUAGGUACCGACGAAACGACAAAAACUUUGGGACUUGCAUGGUCUAACGCGAACGAUGUACUUACAUACGAUAUAGGUCUAAUUUCCAAAACGGGUAGAGUUACUAAGCGAGUAAUCUUGUCCUGCAUCGGUCAAAUAUUCGACCCGCUUGGUCUUUUAAGUCCAUGUGUAAUAACAGUUAAAAUCUUAUUACAAAAACUUUGGUUGGAAAAAUUAGCUUGGGAUGAAGCCGUGUCGUGCUCAAUACAUUCCACGUGGCUUAAAUUCAGAGACGAAAUUAAUAGUUUGAAUGACAUAAGGAUUAUUCGACACGCAAUAUGUAACAAUCCAAAAUUCAUAGAAAUGCAUUGUUUCUCCGAUGCAAGUCAGGACGCCUACGGUUCAUGCAUUUACGUACGCUCUAGGGACCAAGAUGGGAACAUCCAAGUACAUUUAUUUUGUGCAAAAACGAAGGUAGCCCCACUCAAGGUUAUCACCAUUCCCAGGCUGGAACUGUGCGGUGCACUACUCUCCGCACGAUUAGCAAAAAAGAUUAUGUCCUCCCUCAAGAGAACCGUGGACAACAUAAUAUUUUGGACAGAUUCGUCCAUAGUUUUGGGAUGGCUAAAGACAUCACCAAGUCACUUAAAAACAUUUGUAGCUAAUCGAAUAUCGGAAAUACAGGAGACAACUGGAAAUUGGACUUGGCGACAUGUUUCUACCAAGCACAACCCAGCCGACAUUUUGUCUCGGGGAGUUUCCCCAAGUGAAUUACUUGAUCAUUCAUUAUGGUGGCACGGGCCCGAAUGGCUUGCACAACACGAACAUCGAUGGCCAAUUUCAAAUAUAGAUUUAGUCGACUUGCCAGAAUUAAAAUCUCAAGCCUUAAAGACAUACAAACUAACACUCCUAAUCGAUGCAAAUCGAUUUUCUUCACUCAUUCGCUUAAAACGCUCAUGUGCAUAUGUUUUUAGGUUUAUACAGAAUUGUAAAAGGGUAGAUAGAAUGACCGGAAUGUUGACAGUAGUCGAACUUCACAAUUCUUAUUCCUUCUUAUUGAAAUUAUCGCAACUAGAGACAUUUUCUGACGAGAUUAAUCUACUCUCCGAGGGCCAUAAUAUUAAUCACAACAGCAAACUUUUCAAUUUAAAUCCCUUUAUUGAUGCGAAUGGUUUACUUAGAGUGGGUGGUCGCUUAGAGAACUCAGCCUUUCAUCAAGACAAGAAGCAUCCUAUCAUUAUAUCUGCUAAAACUCAAUUAUGCAAGUUAAUUUUCAAACAUGAGCAUGUCAAAAUGCUGCAUGCCGGGCCACAACAUUUACUUAGUAAUAUACGAGAGCAUCUUUGGCCAAUAGGAGGUAGGAAUUUAGCAAAGCAUACAGUGCGAUCAUGCGUUACAUGUUUUAGGUUUAAACCCACGUAUAUUACUCCUCUGAUGGGAAAUUUACCGCAGAAACGUUUAGAGAUGAACUACCCAUUUCAGGUGUGCGGAGUAGAUUACGCGGGCCCAUUUUCGAUAAAGGAUCGAAAGGGGAGAGGCGCUAAAACGUCUAAAUGCUACUUAGCUUUAUUUGUGUGUUUUUCAACAAAGGCGGUUCAUCUCGAAUUGGUUUCCGACUUAACUACUAAUUCCUUUAUUUGCUCAUUAAAACGCUUUAUCAGUCGCAGAGGGAAACCAGUUCGGAUAUACUCCGACAACGGUACUAAUUUGGUGGGCGCAUAUGCUGAACUUAGGCAAUUGCAAGACUUUUUUAAUAACAACAAAACUGCUAUUUCUGAUAAUUGCUCUAACGACGGUAUAGAAUGGCGUUUUAUUCCCGUUAAUUCACCUCAUUUCGGCGGUCUUUGGGAGGCCGGUGUAAAAUCUAGCAAAUCCCAUCUUAAGCGCGUGAUAGGAAAUACAAUUCUUACAUUUGAAGAGCUAUGCACUGUGUUUGCGCAAAUCGAGGCUGUACUAAAUUCCCGACCUAUUUCUCCCCUAACAUGUGACCCUAACGACCUAAAUCCUUUGACACCCGCCCAUUUUUUAAUUGGCCGCACUCUACUAUCUCCACCUGAAGCGGACCUGAUGGCUGUACCAGUUGGAAGACUCAACAGAUACCAACUCCUUGAACAAAUGAGACAGAAUUUCUGGAGCCGUUGGUCAAAAGAGUACGUGUCAGAAUUGCAACAAAGAAUGAAGUGGAGAGAAACUUGUUCCGAAGCUUCCAUUGGGUCAAUUGUACUGAUCAAAGAAGAUAACCAACCGCCUCUUCGUUGGAAAAUGGGGAGAAUCACUGCUCUUCAUCCCGGAAAGGACGGCAUAUCCAGAGUAGUCACCAUACAAACAGCCAACGGUACCAUCAAGCGAGCUUGUCGUAAAAUAUGCCCGCUUCCAUUGUUGUCUGAAGAAACCUGUUGA